Messenger RNA from Wasmannia auropunctata (little fire ant), 1468 nucleotides. RefSeq names its product 3'(2'),5'-bisphosphate nucleotidase 1. The transcript is spliced from 6 exons. Gene Ontology annotation, molecular function: 3'(2'),5'-bisphosphate nucleotidase activity. Gene Ontology annotation, biological process: phosphatidylinositol phosphate biosynthetic process. The record is from RefSeq and is a predicted model, not a curated record. The coding region runs from base 206 to 1174 and encodes 322 amino acids. Lineage: Eukaryota; Metazoa; Arthropoda; Insecta; Hymenoptera; Formicidae.
AAAUAAUUAACAAAUGCACACUAUGCAUAAUUCAUAUAAAAACGAAUACACGAACUAUAAAUUUCAAGCAUCUUAUAUAUUUUUUGGAGAAUAGUACUUCAGUUUAGAAUUUGACGAUUUACAUGAUAAUUAAAUUAUUACAUCAAUUUAUAUAGAGACAAAAUAUUCGAGCAAUGAAGAAACGGGGAUGGCUUAUCGAUGAUGUAUGAUAUCGCCACUUAUCAUCUCUACAAAGAUUAUUAAAAUGGCCCAAAGCGCCGCUCUGUUAACACGCAUAGUAGCAUCCUCUGUAUCGGCCACGAUACAAGCCGGGAAAAUAAUCCGUGAUGUUCUGAACAAAGGUGGAUUAAAUAUUGUGGAGAAGGGCAAGAAUGAUCUGCAGACCGAGGCGGAUCGUUGCGCCCAGCGAUGCAUCAUAACUUCGCUUAGUCGACAAUUUCCAAAUGUCACGAUCAUCGGCGAGGAGGAGCCGUCCAACUGCGAGGUGCCAUCGGAAUGGAUCAUCACGGAAGCUGAUCAAGAGGUGUUGCAGUUGAAAUUACCGGCCCACCUGGAGGACGUUAAUCCCAAGGAUGUGUGUAUCUGGGUGGACCCUCUUGAUGGUACGGCGGAAUAUACGCAAGGACUGGUGGAGCAUGUUACGGUAUUAGUCGGCGUGGCAAUCGGCAAAACGGCAAUCGGAGGCGUGAUACAUCAGCCGUACUACAAAAUCGACGAAAACGGCACGUACAUUGAGAACGGCCGUACGUUGUGGGGUAUCGACGGCGCGGGAUUCGGAGGAUUCACGCCGAAGUCGGCUCCAGAUGGAAGGAGAAUAAUCACGACCACUCGUUCGCAUUCCGACGGAAUUGUCCAGAGCGCCAUAAAAUCGUUGGAUCCUGACGAAGUAACACGCGUCGGCGGUGCUGGGCAUAAGGUCAUUCUUCUGCUGGAAGGAAAAGCUCACGCGUACGUGUUCGCCAGUCGCGGAUGCAAAAGGUGGGACACCUGCGCGCCCGAAGCCGUUCUUCAUGCAAUCGGUGGCGUUUUAACUGAUCUUCACGGCGAACGCUAUUCUUACGAUCAGGAAACGACGCGUGUAAAUGCGAGGGGCAUACUGGCCACUGCGCCCGGCCAGUCGCAUCAGUGGUACUUAAGUCGUAUACCUGAUGAAGUAAAGCAAAGUUUACAAUAGGCGAUCUGCAUGUUCGUUUUUAAACAGGCAUCGUCUAACGAAUAACUUGCUUGAAUAAAAAAAAGAAAAACGUUGGAUUUACAUUAUUCAAUCGUGAUAUAUCCAUGCAUCUCUUGAAAAUUUUAGUAAUUAUCUUUCGAGCGUGCAAUAUAAAUGCAUUCCGUACAAUUUUAUACUUUUCCAUAUUUUCUUUUAAUAUGAUUCCGAUUUAUUUAAGAAAAGCGCAAAGGCGGUUCAAUCUCGUAUGUAAAUAAUCGUGAAAUAAUAAAAUUACACAUAGAAAAAUUUCUAGGA